Molecule: messenger RNA, 2059 nt
Organism: Amoebophrya sp. A25
Lineage: Eukaryota; Dinophyceae; Syndiniales; Amoebophryaceae
Source: the annotation of a GenBank genome assembly
AUGAAGCGCGCUAAGUGGGGAAAUGAAACGGUUGUGCCGCUGUCACAGAAACUUACUGCAGGGAAGUCGUGGAUGCUCUAUUUGGAGGUGCUACAACUACUUACUUACAACUCUGCCAUAAUUACUGGAGCAGCAUCAUAGAUUUAUAGUAUACUUGCUUCUGGGAACAAGAUAAGCAUAACACUUCGAGGGAGUCUCUUUUGAAGACACCAAGAGACACGACUCACAGGUCUUUUACGAGAUCAAUGUGUUUGGGCAGGCGAAUAUGGUCAUGUAUUGCCUCUGCCCAAUGUGGCAGACGGUUUGGAAUUUGUCUCUGCGAGGGCCUCAGUCUUUCCACUAUGUUUUGGCAACAAAACCGGAUGUAAAACCACUGCAUGUAAAACCUUCACUGGUGGUACCCACGACGACAGGAGGACAGGACGACCAGGAGGACAGGAGGACGAAAGCGAUGUCUCCAACUUUAAGGCCGCGAAUAAGUAAGUAUAAAACACCUUUAUUACAACUGAGCUUGUUGAGCUUGUUGAGAGGACACUAAUGCUCGAGACUAGUAAUGCCUAGUAUGCGUAGAUUGUGAUCAUAGGUAAACAGGUCAGUCAGAGACUAAUGCUCGAGACUAGUAAUGCCUAUGCUCGAGACUAUUGUGAUAGGUAAACAGGUACUAGCUUACUAGUUUAGGCGUUGCUGGCCCGAUUCCUUUCACAUAUUUAUCACUGUCGUGUCAGAGUAUUUUGUUUUUUUCAUAGAAUUUGUUUGAAUUAGUAACUGUGGAGUAGUUUGUACUUGUAGGGUCACGAUAGCAUCGUAGUUAUUCAUAGGUCAUCAGUGAAUAUAGUGACAAUAGAUACUAGUCUACUAGCACUACAGAGAAUCGCGUAUCGUGCUUUUGAGUUUACAGUGAGUUUUUUUGAGUUUUUUUGUAACAGAGUCGUUACAGUGCUUUUGAGUUUGAUGUUCUUCCACCAUCUUCUAAGAAAUACCGAGAAAAUCGCCGCACUCGCAGAGGGCACCAAGAGGCAAAAAAAAAGCUCUGCUUCUUCGAGUUCGACGUCAGCUGGUGGUGCCACAUCCUCUUCAGAAGCAUCAAGUUUGGAAGACGAAGAGGUACUACACUUUUAGUUUUCAAUCAUUUAUACAUUUGUGUUUAGUCAGUACAGAGCAGAGCCUUCAGGUGCUCUGGAGUAUUCCUUGCACUUUUUAGAGAACGAAUUGAAGUCUUAUUAUUUCGUGUGAGUAACACUAACAGCUAACACUUCUUGUUCGUUCGUAUGCCUUAUUCACCUGUUUCUACAAAAAUUCAGACUCGAAAUGGUUUUGCCCGGCGACCGUUUGCUAGCGAUUACGGUACCUUGAAAAAGUGAGGUUGGCCAUGUUGAUCAUGGACUAAUUAGGUAGCAUCAUAUCAUGUAAAAAGAAGUGUUGAGAGCUACGCUAGCUUUAACAACAUAAGAAGUAGCAUAAAUUUCCAAAUAAGCUCUAUAGGUAGCCCCAUCCACGGUAUACAAACUCAAACAUCAUAGGCAUAAGCAGCCCCCAUAGUUCCUAUCCACACAAACAUAGACACUCAUAGGAUAGCUAGGCAUCAGUUAGACUUAAACAACACCCAAAAGUAGAUGCAAGUAUAGCAUAAAUUUAUUCGUAUUCAGAGGAGUCUUCGUCGUGUGUCCAAUCGAAUCAAGUAAGAGUAACAUCAUCAUCAUAGUCAAACUCAUACCAGAAAUUUAUAAAUUACAAUGGUAUUCGCAUUCGGAUAAAUGAAGGACAUAAGUAUGUAUUUCGAGAGAUCGUGUCGAUACGACAUCAACACGAUCGACACACGAUCGACCACUUUGUAAAGCCAUAUUACUAAAGCUGCAUAAGAUGGCCACUGUAGUGUAAAGCCACCCUUCCAUGAAGAUGCAGAUGGAAAACAUCAUGUAUGACUGUGAAAUUUGGUUCCAAGCCCAAAAUAAAUGGGCAUGAAUAGGUCAGGAGUCGACAACCUUGAUGGUCGUUCACGGAGGCCAUGACCGGCGUGCAUCUCCACACGACUCUCAUAGAUACGGAGCGAUAGAAGUCG